Molecule: messenger RNA, 852 nt
Organism: Gossypium arboreum
Lineage: Eukaryota; Viridiplantae; Streptophyta; Magnoliopsida; Malvales; Malvaceae
Product: LOB domain-containing protein 1-like
Exons: 2
Coding region: 112-615 (167 amino acids)
Source: RefSeq, a predicted model, not a curated record
AAGUGGCCGCAUCCCCAACUUCCCACCACUAACAUUUGAAUUUCAUCACCCUCCUUAGACUUCUCUCCUCCUUAUAUAGACUUUUUGGUUCAUAGCAUGUAGUCCUCAAAAAUGGGUUCACAGACUCCGGCUAGGUUGGGAAUUAGGACCCAUCAUCAACCCUGCGCUGCUUGUAGGAUGCUACGCAGGCGAUGCGACAGUAACUGCAUCCUCGCCCCAUAUUUCCCAGGCGAUGAGCCUGACAAGUUUGCCGGUGUGCAUAAGGUUUUUGGUGCUAGCAACGUUAUAAAAAUGAUUCAGAUGGUGGAGGAAACAAACAGGCAGGAUGCUGUUAAAGCGCUGGUGUAUGAAGCGAGAGCAAGGCUCCGAGACCCUGUUUAUGGCAGCACGGGAACCAUUUUUCAGCUGCAGAAGAUGGUGCAAGACCUAAAACUGCAGCUUAAAUCAACAAAUGCUCGCGUAUUGGAGUUGCAGCAGCAAAAAGAUCAAUUGCUGGGCAUCUUUAUGAAUGUUGAUCAUCUUGAUGUACCCUCUUCCGUUGAUCAUGGCCUCAGUUUCUCAUUGGAUUACGAAGAUUCUAUGGCCUCUAAUCUAUUAAUCGGAAAACCCCAUUAAAAUAUGUUGGUAUAUCUAGUCAGAACACGGAAAAACUGGGACCAAGAAUAUGAAAUUUAUAGGUGCUACUGACUAGACUAUGAAUACCAUCAACUGGUACCAUUGAUUUCAUAAGUUCUGUUUAUGUGUCGUCAAUGCAGAUACUCUUAUAUGUUUUUCUUGCCAAAUUCAGAAACAAGAAAAGUGUCUUUCAAGUUGAUUAGAGCGCAUCAAAUGUUAAGAAAAUACCACAGGAAA